CUCUCGUUCAAAUUAUUGUCAAUCAAUGUUUGACAACUUUAUAGGUAUUUUUGACAAUGUUUACACACGAAGUUUACAAAUGGUGAAUACUUUUACUAAAUUCUUAAGAUGGUGACUGCAAUCACGCACAAAGACGUGCUAGAAUCGAGGCUCGACUUCGCUGGUGACAAGCUGGUAGUGAUAGAAUUCUAUGCUCAUUGGUGUGGUCCCUGCAAGGUGGUGGCCCCAAAAUUUGCCGAAUUCGCCCACGAGUUCCCGAUGUUAGUACUACUAAAAGUAGACGUGGAUGAAUGUGAAGAUAUUGCCUUGAAGUACAACAUUACUUCAAUGCCAACGUACGUUUUCAUCAGAUAUAAGAAAGUUGUCACGACAUUCAGUGGAGCGAGCGCAGAGAGACUGAAGCGUCUCACUGAGACGCUUAUCAAUAAACUGGGCCUGUAAGGUUGUGUAAACUGUAUUAGAGUAUACUCGUAUGUGAUUUACCACCACGAAUGCUUUUUAUUUCAAUUUAUUGGGAAAAUACUUAUUUGAGAUAUGUAGACUGAAACAAAACUUACUUAAAUCCCCA
Molecule: messenger RNA, 568 nt
Organism: Acanthoscelides obtectus
Lineage: Eukaryota; Metazoa; Arthropoda; Insecta; Coleoptera; Chrysomelidae
Source: the annotation of a GenBank genome assembly